Molecule: messenger RNA, 915 nt
Organism: Physeter macrocephalus (sperm whale)
Lineage: Eukaryota; Metazoa; Chordata; Mammalia; Artiodactyla; Physeteridae
Product: proteasome activator complex subunit 1-like
Biological process (GO): regulation of G1/S transition of mitotic cell cycle; positive regulation of endopeptidase activity; regulation of proteasomal protein catabolic process
Cellular component (GO): proteasome activator complex; nucleoplasm; cytoplasm
Molecular function (GO): endopeptidase activator activity
Source: RefSeq, a predicted model, not a curated record
AUGGCCAUACUCAGGGUCCUGCCCGAAGCCCAAGCCAAGGUGGCUGUGUUCCGUGAAGACCUAUGUACUAAGACAGAGAACCCGCUCGGGAGCUAUUUCCCCAAGAAGAUUUCUGAGUUGGAUGCAUUUUUAAAGGAGCCAGCUGUCCAUGAAGCCAACCUGAGCAAUCUGAGCCCCCUGGACGUCCCAGGGCCUGAUCCAGUCAAGGAGAAAGAAAAGGAAGAGCAGAAUAAACAGCAGGAGAAGGAAGACAAGGAUGAAAAGAAGAAGGCGGAAGAUGAAGACAAAGGUCCUCUUUGUGGCCCAGUGAGCUGCAAUGAGAAGAUCGUGGUCCUCCUGCAGCGCCUUAAGCCUGAGAUCAAGGAUGUCACUGAGAAGCUCAACCUGGUCACCACCUGGGUGCAGCUGCAGAUACCUCGGAUUGAGGAUGGGAACAAUUUUGGAGUGGCCGUCCAGGAGAAGGUGUUUGAGCAGAUGACCACCCUUCACAGCAAGCCGGAAGGCUUCCACACUCAAAUCUCUAAAUAUUUCUCUGAGCGCUCUGAUGCCAUGACCAAAGCAGCUAAGCAGCCCCGCGUGGGUGAUUAUCGGCGACGGGUGCACCAGCUGGAAGGGGCAGAGUACUGGGAUAUCCGGCUGAGGGUCAUGGAGAUCUGCAAGGCUUAUACUGUGUUCAACGACAUCAUCCUGAAGAACUUCGAGAAGCUCAAGAAGCCCAGGGGAGAAACAGAGGGAAUGAUCUAUUGGCCUCCUCUCAUAUUCUGUGAUGGGGACCCCAAAUUCAUAGACAUGUAUCGCCAUCUGCCGCUGGUCCAAGGUACCAUCUCUGCGUUGGUCUGCACAGGGGUCACGUGUGGGCUGCCAAAGCUUGACAGCGAGAGUGGCCUGGCGCCGUGGUUAGCGCAGGCCUUGUGA